AUGUUGGAGAUAAAAUUGGUUUUGUUUUGGCAUGAUUUUCAAUGUUACCAUUUAUUUAUAUUGUUUUUUCUAUGCGCAUUAAUUGUAUUUCGACGUGAUAUACAAACGAUUAUGUAUUUCGGUGGUUUUUGUAUAUCGGAAGUGUGUAAUUAUUCUCUUAAAAGAUUUUUUAAACAAGCACGACCUGAAAGAAUUAGUCAAGUAGUGUCCUUAUGGACACAAAGUUCUUCAGUAUAUCUUCAUUAUCAUACUAUUGCACAAGUUGUUGCCGGUGCAUUUGUUGGAAUAGCAUUAGGUUGUGUUUGGUAUUAUUUUGUCAAUUAUUAUUUUACGAAAUAUGUUCCAUUUAUAAUUGAACAUCCAUUUGGAAAAUAUUUACUUAUUCGUGAUUAUGCACCAAUACCUCGUCUUAUUGAUUUUCAAUAUGAAAAUGAAUAUGCUGAAGCUAAGUAA
Molecule: messenger RNA, 453 nt
Organism: Rotaria sordida
Lineage: Eukaryota; Metazoa; Rotifera; Eurotatoria; Philodinida; Philodinidae
Source: the annotation of a GenBank genome assembly